Messenger RNA from Zophobas morio, 3183 nucleotides. Its product is annotated as tRNA (34-2'-O)-methyltransferase regulator WDR6-like. The transcript is spliced from 4 exons. The record is from RefSeq and is a predicted model, not a curated record. Gene Ontology annotation, biological process: tRNA methylation. Gene Ontology annotation, molecular function: protein binding. NCBI's taxonomy places the organism in Eukaryota, Metazoa, Arthropoda, Insecta, Coleoptera, Tenebrionidae. Bases 205 to 3081 code for a protein of 958 amino acids. Gene Ontology annotation, cellular component: cytoplasm.
UGUAAAUUCGAUAGUGCGAUAUUAAGUAAAUUCGUAUUGUCUAACAUAUGGUUUGCUAUUUCUUGUUAACACUUUUGUAAACCAAAAAAAUACAAAAAUGCGUUCUUUGGUUACAAAUAUUGCGCAGACUUGUGCGCCGCUGGUUUAUUUACCAUCGUGAAAUUUUUUAGGUUAGGAGUGGUGAUCUGAGAAGUAAGGCUAAAAAUGUUCCAGUCUCAAUUAAUUAAAACCGAUGUGACCGCUGUGAAACUGGUUGAAAAUUUCAUUUUAGCAGGUAUCGGCAACUUCUUACACAUUUUUGACAAAAAAGGCAACUUCAUAAAAAAACUAAAAAUCUUCAACGGACACAAAAUCCACGGUAUCGAAAUCGACGACACAAAUUUUUUCUUGUAUGGUGGCUGCUCCAUACAAACCCUAAAGUGUGACUUAGAUUCCCUCCAGGUGAAAUUUGUCUGCAACAAACAAAUCCAGGACUGGGUUCUAACAGCGCGAUGGCUACGAAACGGACUCGUUGGAACCGUCGUUAUGAAAAACGCACUUUUAAUAUUCAACGAAGAUUUAGUUGUGCAACGACAAGUCCUUUGUGGCGAAAAAUGCAUUCUCUACAGCGCCUUCAUAUCGUAUGACAAUGUAAACGAAUUGGUAAUUUUUUCUGGAACUGUGUUCAGCGAGAUACUGAUUUGGAAAGUAUCUCAGAACGAAGAGCGAGAUAGUUCUGUUGUGUUAGCCAAACUGAAAGGACACAAUGGAGUUAUAUUUUCGGUCAACUAUAACCCAAGCGUCGGGUACAUCUGUUCGUCUUCGGAUGACCGAUCUUCGAUUUUAUGGUCAGUUGAAAGUAAAUGUAUCCACACGGAAUUAGCUCGAAAAAGUCCAGAAAUAACUCUAGUUCGAAAAUUUUAUGGACACCAGUCGAGAAUAUUUAGGUCCGUGGUACUAGACGACGUACUGGUAACCGCUGGAGAGGAUUCUAUUUUGAACGUGUGGGAUUUUAAAGGGGAGCUUUUAAACAAAAUUACAGCUAAUCAGGGGGGACCUAUUUGGGCUUUCGAUUGUAGAAAUGGAAUGAUCGUGUCGGGGGGAGGAAGUUGUGGAGUUUUGUUAGCACCCAUCAAGAACAGCUUAAGUAGUCGCCAACUGAUACUUCCAAACAACGAAAGUCCCAAGCAUGUGGGCUUCGUAAGGGACGCUAAUGUGGUUGUUAUCACAGAAAGCGGUACCCUGUAUUCAAAUUAUGGUAACCCGACGGGACAGUUGGUACUAGUUCAACGCCACCAAGAUUUGAGUGGCUACUGCAUUUUGGAAAUUUCUAAAUGCAGGAAUUUGUUCGCACUUGCAGGAUAUUGUGGUGAAAUUUAUAUUUAUCAGUUACGCGAGACGAGUAUUGUCUUACUGGUAGCGUUUAAAACCGAGCAACCAUUACGCAUAUACUCCAUCCAUUGGAUAACAUGUCAAACGUUCCUCACUUGCCAACAAAACGGUCUGCUCAACCUAUGGUACCUAGAUAAAAAUCACCCUAUUCUAAUUACAACUUUCCACCUACCUGCAAAAGAAACUAAAGGUCUGUGGACCACCACAGCUUGCCAAGGCCCAAACGGAAAAUACAUCGUCGCCAACAGAAGAGGCAACAUCUUCGUCUACGAACUGAAGUCCAGCACACCCAUCCAAGUCUUCAAGAAAGUCCACUCUUUGGGAAUCACACAACUCCACUCCUACAACGAAAACAUGCUAUCUCUAGGACGCGACGGCAACAUCAACACCUUCCUCUGGACCGACAAAGGCAUUGAACACUUCUCCACCGACAAAGUCCCGUUUUCGUGGCUGCUGACCCUCACACCCGAGAACCUUCUUCUGGCCUUCUCCGGAAACACCUUCAUCGUUUGGGACUACAAAACCCGACGAAAACUACAAGAAUACGUGUGUGGUGGCGGCCACCGCUCUUGGGACUUCUGCAAAACGAAGUCUUCCACUGUCUUCUGUUUCGUGAAAGGCCGCACCAUCAAUCAAAUCGACUGGAACCACAAAUCGUGUCUUGAAGUGGUGUCGGAUUACCACUUCAACACGACAAAUUCAGUGGCUGUGGUGUCUUUAAAAGACAAGUUUGUGCUUGUUUCGGGCAGCGAUGACACGAAUUUGCGUAUUUCGGUCGUGGGGGACGAUUUUUUUGACUGCGUGAAGAACUUCAAGUCGCAUUUGUCUAACAUCAAAGCUGUGUGUGUACAUGGAUUGUCUGAUGGGGGUUAUUUGAUGUUCACGGGAGGGGGCAGAGGCCAGAUAAUUUGUUGGACUUUGAUCUUUCAAGAAAACGAACAGAGUCUGUGUCGCCAAGAAUACUCUCUUUACAAAGAAACCAACAAAGAUUCGUUGGAAUCUGAAAUCAGAAUCAUGGAUUUGAAGGUGAUGGAGACGGAAAAAGGGGAUUUGGUGUUGUUUGCAGCCGCUUCCGACGGAAAUGUUGACGUUUUCGACGUGGAAAAAGUCACAAGUAGAUUUGGUCUCCAGCUACGAAAAAAACUGUUUCGUAGAGUGAAGUGCGUGACUAAACUGUGUCUGCUAAGAAAACCUCUUUUCGGUGGUUGCGUUCUGGUGACUAUGAGUACAGAUGGUAAUUUUACCUUCUGGGACGUCUCGCGGGUUUUGGAAGAGGACGUCGCCCCGUUUCAGGUUAUCGGGGUUCAUCAGUCCGCAGUCACGGCUUGUUCUUUUCGUUUUAUUGACCACACUAGAGGACUUUUCGUGUCAGGGGGCGAUGACGGUUGUAUCGUGGUUAGUUUGUUUAGGAUCGAAGCGAACUGUGUUAUUCGUGUGGAGGAAUUUCGGGACGCUUUCUCUCAUUGUGCCCAGGUCACUGGAACUUGGAUUAGUGCGGAUUAUUUUUUUACGACUUCUGUUGAUCAGAAGCUUUUGGUUUUCCAGUGGAGUGUUGACGAAGAUCGGUUGUGUUGUAAAUAUCGCGCUAGGUACGAUUCCGCCGUUGCCGAUAUUCAGGGAAUGUCGUGUGAAGAAGACGAAAAUUAUUUUCACGUUUUUCUGUAUGGCAAGGGUUUGGAGUACGUCAAAGUUGCGAAAAAGACACUAUAGUGUACGCAGAUUGUUUACGAAGUAGGAACAGUGUGGUAUUUAUUUUUCAUUUAUGAUCAACUGAUGUACAAAAAUUGACAAAUAAAUAUAGUUCCUAAUUAA